UAGUUUCCAGCGCAAAAUCUGCGUUACUUGCGGUGUAAUCCCACCGCAGUCUGCACGGUCACCCCUUCCUCUGUCACAGCCUUAAUCCUCUUCCAAGUCCAACAACUCCAUCUUCCGUUUCGGCUCCUUGCACCGUCAGUUUCUAUGACGUGUCACUCCUCCAUUUGACCUUGCUUCGGCGCAGGUUUCAACCCCACUCUCGAUCCACAUAACGGCGCCGUCAAAUUCCCCGUUUCCAGAUUCCCCCGUCACUAUUAACGGAGACUGGACCACCACCACGACGCACAACACACACACACACAACCAUCACCAGCACCACUAAUAAAAAGCAAUUACCCAAUCCCAACCGUUGAACCCCUUUCGUCAUUAUCACAAUUUUCGUCGUCUCCGUACUCCACGCGCGCGCGAGCCAAAUUACGCACACACCACACUUCCCCCUUCUCUCUUCUCUCUCUCUUUCUCUCUCUUACAUUAACAAAAUCAGAAAAACGCACAGCAGCGAGCAUGAAGACCUGACAAGGGAGGGUGAGGUGAAGAAUCGCAGGAGCACGUACUUGCUGAGAGAUUUAUAUCAAUGGAGAUCGCUGAGGUCGGUGUCAAGACACGAGCUCGAGCAGCAUUAGCCAUGGGAGCUACCAGUUCAGCUGCACGAACACCGAAGAGAACGAAGAUCAACAACAGCAACAGCAACGAAGAGCAAAAAUUCUCAACAGCAUCGUCAGCUUUCGUUCAGCUCAAGAGUCGGAGUAGGAGUGCUGCCGUCGUCAAGCUGGAGACGGCGACAGUUCUGCCGGAACUUGAGACGGAACAAAGCUGCUCCAGUCCUUCCUCCGUUGAAUUCCCGGCGUCUUGUUGUUCUAGCAACGGAUCCAUUGGCCUCGAUGAGGAGAGGAUCAAAUUGAUAGAUCUGGAGGUGGAGAGCGCUCAAGUUGAAACUUCAACGUGCAACUGCGGUGAAGAAUUUGAAAGGAGAGAGAUGAGCCACUCGAGCGAGCUUCCAGAAAAUUUACAAGAGCUGGAGUCAAUGGAAACCAAUUAUCGCCAUCCUUUAUCAACGGCGCAAAACAUGCCAACGGAGUUGGAGCUCGAAGAAUUCUUUGCCACCGCCGAGAAAGACAUUCAGAAACAGUUUCAAGACAAGUAUAAUUAUGAUAUUGUGAAAGACGUGCCCUUGGAAGGACGCUACGAGUGGAUUCAGCUGAAGCCAUAGACGUAUGUGUCCCGCUUUGGCUCUUGUUCUUCUUGUCGCGCAACCGAAGAAAGAAGACAAUGAUCGAUUUGAACAUGCCACUUUGCUGACAAUAAUCUUACGUUUAGUUUAGGUAUUUGAUUUCAGUCUUAUCUUUAAAGCCAGAAAGGACUAUUUCAUUUGGUGUACAGAUUUUAUAUUUCGGUAUCGUAAUGGUGAAGAAGAAUUCAGCUCCGUUUGUUCAUUUGUCCGUGUCAUACGGAGAAGAAGCUUAAAGCUAGCUUGUGGAGAGUUCUGUAAAUUCCCUUGGUGAAGAGCAAACGGUUCCAUAAUAAUGUUACAGCACUG
Gastrolobium bilobum is the source of this 1537-nucleotide messenger RNA. Its product is annotated as cyclin-dependent kinase inhibitor 7-like. The transcript is spliced from 4 exons. The record is from RefSeq and is a predicted model, not a curated record. NCBI's taxonomy places the organism in Eukaryota, Viridiplantae, Streptophyta, Magnoliopsida, Fabales, Fabaceae. Gene Ontology annotation, cellular component: nucleus. Gene Ontology annotation, biological process: negative regulation of cyclin-dependent protein serine/threonine kinase activity. Bases 575 to 1210 code for a protein of 211 amino acids. Gene Ontology annotation, molecular function: cyclin-dependent protein serine/threonine kinase inhibitor activity.